Messenger RNA from Aspergillus glaucus CBS 516.65, 366 nucleotides. RefSeq lists its product as uncharacterized. The coding region runs from base 1 to 366 and encodes 121 amino acids. The transcript has a single exon. NCBI's taxonomy places the organism in Eukaryota, Fungi, Ascomycota, Eurotiomycetes, Eurotiales, Aspergillaceae. The record is from RefSeq and is a predicted model, not a curated record.
AUGUCCGUCUCAGUAUCAUUCGGUUCUGCACCAUCGACAUUUGACCGUCAGCGCCCUGUUCCACAACAGCGAAGUUCUAAUUCUCAGACAUACCUUCCGCAGACGCUUGUCUUGGGACUGUUCCUGCUUAUCUUCGGGGCGCAGAUCGCGGUUAACAUGGCGCAGAUGAGACGGGUUCAGAGACGGAGGCUUGGAGAGGGGAUUCGGAGGACCAUCGUUGUUAAUGGGCCGGAGCCGGGGCGCCAGGAGGGAGAAACAGUAGUAGGAGAGCGGAGGGAUGGAGGUGAGGGAGUAGUUAGAGAGGGUGCUAGGGAAGAGCCUGGGGAAGAGCCUGGGGAGCGUCUUGAGACUAGGGACGCCGGAUAA